Messenger RNA from Brassica napus (rape), 417 nucleotides. RefSeq lists its product as uncharacterized. The record is from RefSeq and is a predicted model, not a curated record. The transcript has a single exon. The coding region runs from base 1 to 417 and encodes 138 amino acids. NCBI's taxonomy places the organism in Eukaryota, Viridiplantae, Streptophyta, Magnoliopsida, Brassicales, Brassicaceae.
AUGUCGAACUUUACUAGUCUUGAAUUCGAAGUUCUUGAUAUCACUGGAAACAAAUAUUUGGCUUGGGCAUUAGAUGCCGAGUUUUCCCUUAGUGCAAAGGGACUUGAAGGUACAAUCCGAGAAGGAAAUCAAGCCCAAAAUCAAGAUAAAGCGAAGGCUAUGAUAUUCCUUCGUCAUCACCUCCAUGGAGAUCUCAAAAAUGAGUAUUUGACGGUGAAAGAUCCACAAGUCCUUUGGAACGACUUAAAGGAAAGGUAUGAUCACCAGAAAACUGUGAUUUUACCUAAAGCUCGUUAUGAAUGGGCACAUCUGAGAUUACAAGACUUUAAGUCUGUAAGUGAUUACAACUCAGCCUUGUUCAAAAUUACUUCCAAGUUGGAGUUAUGUGGGGAGAAAAUCACGGAAGCUGAAAGUUAG